Trifolium pratense (red clover) is the source of this 876-nucleotide messenger RNA. RefSeq names its product homeobox-leucine zipper protein HOX3. The record is from RefSeq and is a predicted model, not a curated record. Bases 109 to 747 code for a protein of 212 amino acids. The transcript has 4 exons. Gene Ontology annotation, molecular function: sequence-specific DNA binding; DNA-binding transcription factor activity, RNA polymerase II-specific. NCBI's taxonomy places the organism in Eukaryota, Viridiplantae, Streptophyta, Magnoliopsida, Fabales, Fabaceae. Gene Ontology annotation, biological process: regulation of DNA-templated transcription.
UCUGUCUUCUUUCUCUUUUUCAUGUGUGUCUCCUAGGUAGUUUUGUUUCUUGACUUUACCUUUUCCCUCUCUUUUCAUCAAAGAUCCUCUUGAUCUUCUUCCUCUUCUAUGGCAGUAUUACCUACAAAUCCAUCCAGCUUGGAAUUGACCAUAUCCAUCCCAGGUUUUGCUUCUUCACCAACCACUUUUCUCCCCUCAUCAACCGUGAAAAAGUUGGACAUGAAUCGAGUAGCCAUAGAAGAAGAAUGGAUGGAAGUAGAAGAUGAAGAAGAAAACAGCCUUAAUGGAGACACUCCUCGCAAAAAACUUCGUCUCACAAAGGAACAGUCCCGUCUCCUUGAAGAAAAAUUCAGAACAAAUCACACUUUAAACCCAAAGCAGAAAGAGAGUUUGGCAAUGCAGCUGAAGCUCCGACCAAGGCAAGUGGAGGUGUGGUUUCAAAACCGUAGGGCCAGGAGCAAGUUGAAGCAAACAGAGAUGGAGUGCGAGUACUUGAAGAGGUGGUUUGGGACUCUGACAGAACAAAACCAAAGGUUACAAAGAGAAGUUGAGGAACUGAGAGCUAUGAAAGUGGGUCCACCCACUGUGUUAUCCCCUCACAGUUGCGACCCACUUCCAGCUUCAACACUAUCUAUGUGUCCCCGAUGUGAGCGUGUCACCACCAACACCGCCGACAAAUUUCUCACCGACGCUGUCACUUUGUCUCCUAAAGUGUCCACGCCUGCCCUGCAUUCGCGUCAAAGUUGAAAUGCCUUACAAAGUUACUUUCUGCACCACUCAUCGUGCAUUAUAUAUUAAUUGAUUAUGUGAAACAGAACAAACAAAAAGCGAAGAAUUCUACGUAAAAAAAAGUCAAUGUCAAUGUUUUAUACUCAA